Didymosphaeria variabile is the source of this 744-nucleotide messenger RNA. RefSeq lists its product as uncharacterized. The record is from RefSeq and is a predicted model, not a curated record. The transcript is spliced from 3 exons. NCBI's taxonomy places the organism in Eukaryota, Fungi, Ascomycota, Dothideomycetes, Pleosporales, Didymosphaeriaceae. The coding region runs from base 1 to 744 and encodes 247 amino acids.
AUGACGACGUUUCCCUUCCUCGAGCUUCCGGCAGAACUCAUCUCAAUAGAGCUCCGUAACAUGAUCUACGAAUUUGCUGCUUUUUCCGAGGAGCCGACCCGCAUCGUCAUCAAUAAAAGACGCGCCGACGGCAAUUACAUUGGUCUUGCGCGUGUUUGCCGACAGAUCCGCAAGGAGUAUCUAUGGCAUCAAGUGUACCGACAGAAGGCUCGCAUUCGUGUACAUUGGCGCGAUCUCGAUACAUGGCUUUCAACCUUUGCCGAAAGCAAUGCCCAACCCAAGCAACUACAGAUUGCGUUUUCAUUCGAUGUACAUGGCGCGACGUCGGGUCCGAAAGAGAUUGACAUCUUACCACUGCUUCAUUGGAACCUCACCAGCAGUAUGUCCACUUGCAAAAUCGUGUUCGUCAACGGUCACACCACGGAAUCAGUUCCGAUUCGAUACAGAAAGCACGUCCAGUCGAGGAACGAGGACAUGGUGCUACAGCUCCAGAGCUUUCUCGAUUGCAACCAUGCAGCUUGGCACGCUGAUGUGAAGGACGACGGUUCACGGCUGAAGAAAGUCUUGAUCAACUUGGCAGAACGCUCGAUUACCUUCACGCUCCGUAACAACAAGCAGUACAAAGCAUUAUCCGCCAUCAAGUACACGGGUGAGGUCGGCUUGGGGCUUACACGAGCUUUGUGGUGGACCUUGAGGGUAAAAAUGCAAGAGGAUGAUAAGAAAUGGGGGAACAAGGGCGAGUGA